AUGGAAGAGGGCUUCCGAGACCGGGCGGCUUUCAUCCGUGGGGCCAAAGACAUUGCCAAGGAAGUCAAGAAGCAUGCGACCAAGAAGGUGGUAAAAGGCCUGGACAGAGUCCAGGAUGAAUACUCCCGCAGGUCCUACUCUCGCUUCGAGGAAGAGGAGGAUGAUGACGACUACCCGGCCCCCGCCGAUGGCUAUUACCGUGGGGAAGGGGCCCAGGACGACGAGGAAGGUGGCGCAUCCAGCGAUGCCACUGAGGGCCACGAUGAGGAUGAUGAGAUCUACGAGGGCGAAUAUCAGGGCAUCCCCCGGGCAGAGUCUGGGGGCAAAGGCGAGCGGAUGGCAGAUGGGGCGGCCCUGGCUGGAGUGAGAGGGGGCUUGAGUGACGGGGAAGGCCCUCCCGGGGGUCGUGGGGAGGCACAGCGGCGGAAAGAACGGGAAGAGCUGGCCCAGCAAUAUGAAGCCAUCCUGCGGGAGUGUGGCCACGGCCGCUUUCAGUGGACGCUCUAUUUUGUGCUCGGCCUGGCGCUAAUGGCUGACGGUGUCGAGGUCUUCGUGGUGGGCUUCGUGCUGCCCAGUGCUGAGAAAGACAUGUGCCUGUCCGACUCCAACAAAGGCAUGCUGGGCCUCAUUGUCUACCUGGGCAUGAUGGUGGGAGCCUUUCUCUGGGGCGGUCUGGCUGAUCGGCUGGGUCGGAGACAGUGCCUGCUCAUCUCACUCUCAGUCAACAGCGUCUUCGCCUUCUUCUCAUCCUUCGUCCAGGGUUACGGCACUUUCCUCUUCUGCCGCCUCCUUUCUGGGGUUGGGAUUGGGGGGUCCAUCCCCAUUGUCUUCUCCUACUUCUCGGAGUUUCUGGCCCAGGAGAAGCGCGGGGAGCAUUUGAGCUGGCUCUGCAUGUUCUGGAUGAUUGGCGGAGUGUACGCAGCUGCUAUGGCCUGGGCCAUCAUUCCCCACUAUGGGUGGAGUUUUCAGAUGGGUUCUGCUUACCAGUUCCAUAGCUGGAGGGUCUUUGUCCUCGUCUGCGCCUUUCCUUCCGUGUUUGCCAUUGGGGCUCUGACCACGCAGCCCGAGAGCCCCCGCUUCUUCCUGGAGAACGGCAAGCACGACGAGGCCUGGAUGGUGCUGAAGCAGGUUCAUGACACCAACAUGCGCGCCAAGGGACACCCGGAACGAGUCUUCUCAGUAACUCACAUUAAGACAAUUCAUCAGGAGGAUGAACUGAUUGAGAUCCAGUCAGACACAGGGACCUGGUACCAGCGCUGGGGGGUCCGGGCCUUGAGCCUGGGGGGGCAGGUCUGGGGGAAUUUUCUGUCCUGCUUUGGUCCCGAAUAUCGACGCAUCACUCUGAUGAUGAUGGGCGUGUGGUUCACCAUGUCUUUCAGCUACUACGGACUGACUGUCUGGUUUCCCGACAUGAUCCGCCAUCUGCAGUCGGUGGACUAUGCAGCCCGAACCAAAGUGUUCCCUGGGGAGCGUGUAGAGCAUGUGACUUUCAACUUCACACUGGAAAAUCAGAUCCACCGAGGGGGACAGUACUUCAAUGACAAGUUCAUUGGGCUGCGUCUGAAGUCCGUGUCCUUUGAAGAUUCCCUCUUCGAGGAGUGUUACUUUGAGGACAUCACAUCCAGCAACACAUUCUUCCGCAACUGCACGUUCGUCAACACUGUGUUCUACAACACUGACCUGUUUGAGUACAAGUUUGUGAACAGCCGUCUGGUGAACAGCACAUUCCUGCACAACAAGGAGGGCUGCCAGCUAGAUGUGACGGGCACUGGUGAAGGUGCCUACAUGGUAUACUUCGUCAGCUUCCUGGGGACGCUGGCUGUACUUCCAGGGAAUAUUGUGUCUGCUCUGCUCAUGGACAAGAUUGGCAGGCUCAGAAUGCUUGCUGGCUCCAGCGUGAUGUCCUGUGUGUCCUGCUUCUUCCUGUCCUUCGGAAACAGCGAGUCAGCCAUGAUUGCAUUGCUCUGCCUUUUUGGAGGGGUCAGCAUUGCAUCCUGGAAUGCGCUGGAUGUGUUGACUGUGGAACUCUACCCUUCUGACAAGAGGACCACAGCCUUUGGCUUCCUGAAUGCCCUGUGUAAGCUGGCAGCUGUGCUGGGGAUCAGCAUCUUCACAUCCUUCGUGGGAAUCACCAAGGCUGCCCCCAUCCUGUUCGCCUCAGCUGCCCUUGCCCUUGGCAGCUCUCUGGCCCUGAAGCUCCCCGAGACCCGGGGGCAGGUGCUGCAGUGAGGGGGUCCAUGGGGCCCUGGGGGUGGUGGGCACACUGUGAGACCAACAGCUCCUCCUCUCCCCCCCCGCCCCCGUGCCCUGCCGUCCUGGCCCCAGAAACCUCACUCCCCAUUCCUUCGGUGUCUUAGCUGUCCGUGCGUGUGCGUGUGCAUGUGUGACCCCCAUGGGCAGGGCGAUAGGGAAGGUUCUUCCUCCCAGUUUGGGGUGAAGCUACUCCCCACCUCCUACCACCCUUGACUUUGCACACAAGACCGAGCCCAUCUUGCUCUCCCCCAGUGUUAGUGAGGGGCCCUUGUUUCCCUGCUCCAGGGGUUCCAGAAUAGGCUUCAUGCCUUCCCCCUCCUUCCCUCUGCUUAGGCCCUGGGGAAACCAUGGCUGAGCAGAUGUGUGGGGGACUGGGGCCAGGGUACACACCAGGGACCAAAAGAACUUCUUACAGGCGGGGUGGGGGGCCUCCUGUUGGAUGCUGGGGGAGCAGCAAUAAACCUCAGCCCUCUGGUCUCCACUUUCCCCUCAAUUUGGGCUUCAAAUAUGAAGCCUGAAUUUUAUGUAAUUAGCUGAUUAUUUAUUUAUGUAUGAAGUUCUGAGGCAGCUCAGUGGACUGUGUGUGAAUGUGUGUGUACACUUAUGUAUGUGUGUGCGUGCCAUGAGGUGGUGGUAUCACUGUACUGUCCUCAAAUAUAAGCCAAGGGUAAUUUCAGUGGACACACACACAACCCUGCCUCCCAUGGUACCUCCCCGAAGCUCGUAUCUGUGCUGGGCCUGGGAGGGAGAAGCUCGAGGGCAGGCUGGGGUAAGAGUCCCAUGGUCUAUCUAGGGAGACCUGGGGGUACCGGACAAGGCCUAUCUCUCCUUCCUGUCAAGCCAAGGCCUCCUCUGGAGGGAGAGGCUGCCCCUGCUACAGCAGACAGGAAGCACACAGCACCUUCCCAGGCCCCCAAGGUCUGUCAUGGGCUGGGGAGCAGGAGAGGGAAGGAAACCAGGGAUGUGGACAAACCAGCAGAUCAAAAAGCACAAGGAGCUGGAGCGAGGCAGGAAGCAGGGGCCCCCUGGCAACUCCUCUAGAAGUGAGGAGAGGUUGGGCAGUGAGAGACCCCUAAUGCAGGGACCAGAAACCUGUUUCCCCACCUCACUCUUCCACACAAUAGCCUCUGUAGGUGAAGCUGCCCCACCCCACCCUACUCUGUGUGGCUGCUUUUGUUGGUGCCUCCUCCCACCUCCACCAUAGCUGUGAUGUGUUGUAGUUUUUAGCUGUCUGUAAAAUGUUAAAAAAAAAAAAAAAAAGUUAAAAGGAAAAAAGUGAAAAUAACAACAAAGAAAAUCCAAAUGCACCCUCUUCACGCUGCAUCUGGUGCCCUCAACCCGUGGCCACUCCCAUUUUGUAACUGAACCAGGUGGUGACUGUUUAACUCUGGUGUAUGUGCUAAAGGACUGCCUUCUCCUCCAGUGCCCAGUGUACGAGUGUGUGCCCUCUCCCCUGCACCCCAGGGAGACCCAUCCAUCUCCCUUGCUCUCCUGGGGAACCCUAAAUCUGACUAUUGAUGUGAAAAAUGAAAUGAAAAAUACCGACAAAAAAUAAAGGGAAACAAAUCCUUAAAAUCCAAAA
Molecule: messenger RNA, 3835 nt
Organism: Heterocephalus glaber (naked mole-rat)
Lineage: Eukaryota; Metazoa; Chordata; Mammalia; Rodentia; Bathyergidae
Source: RefSeq, a predicted model, not a curated record